UGCCAUCUGAAACACAGUCAUUGGUGUCUAAAAUAUACUUAGACAGUACAUACAAACUUAGAAAAGUUGCAUUGGUUGUUCUUUGCCCUCUAAGCCACCAUGACUUUUGGUAGUAAUAUAGCUAUCAAUCAGAAUAUCGUUUAUUAAAAGAAAAGUUUUUAUUUACGUGCAGUAAGUAGUUCCUUUGGAUGGUUCCCUUUAAAACUUAGCAAGUUGUCUAUGUGAUUCCACACUGGUGCUAUCAUUCGACUCAUUUUUUAUAAUUCUGGUAUUCAUUAUCUUCAGAAUACAAGCUUAUGGCUGGUAAGGGUGGUGCUCAGUCAGUCACCAGUGAUCAUCAAUCAAAUGUGAAAUCCCAGGCCCAAGUCCCAUUUGUACAUCUUUGGCAGUAAUGCCAGAAACUCUGACAACCUGACCAAGAGAUUAUGUAGCAAGUUUGAGGAGGCUGUCACUCUAUGACAUAUUAUAAUCAUAUUUCUUAAAAAGUACUGUAUCAAGCUUGACUCAAAGAUGAUGACUGUUAUAAGUGCACUGACCAGAAAAUACUGAAGCAUUAUAUCUUCUUGAACAAUACUAAAUGUACUCAAAGACUACAUUGUCAAAAACAUGACCUUCAUUAUUAUAAACAUUUUAAAUAUUUCAGUUAAAAAAUUUACAGAUUGAGACAAUUUAGUUUGAAUAGUUCCAGCCCAAACAAUAUAAUGCAACUUCUGGGUAUAUGCAACUACAAUACUAAGGUGAUAUUAUAACCAAAUUGCUGUCAAACUGUAUCACAGCAUGAUAUAAAUAAACAAUAACCCAUAUCAUUGUCAUAUCUAUUGGGUGAACAUAAAGAUGUAAGAUUCUACACUUAAUAUUAUAAACCUGAUUAUCUGGUCUGAUUUGAAAAAAGUCAUGGUUAGGUACCUCAUUUACUGAGGAAUGUAAUAAGCUAUUUUUGUCUCGGUUAGCAAAAUAGGUCCUAAAGGACUGUAAACUGAAAAAUGAAGGAAAAAUGAAAAAUGAAGGAAAAUGUAAACUUUUUGCUUAAGAUUGGUGCAGCCUACUGAAGAUGAUGGUGGAAACCAUCCUGGAGUCCUCUCAGGACUUUGGUAUGUCUAACGGAGCGCUGCCGCAGUGGAAGCGCGAACUGCUACAGCGGCGCGCCGCGCGCAGUAGGCCGGCGCAGGCGCCAGCGCAGCCGCCGCCGCCGCCACCACCGCCGCCGCACGAUGAAGACGACGAGGAGCUGCGCUACGGGCCCGGCAUUGUCAAGCGGCUCAAGUCGCGCUAUCUCAGCUUAGCACUGCGCGAUGCGCCGCGCCGGCGCCCCUCAGUGCUGCGGCGCGCCGCCUCCCUCGAACACCUGCUGGAUGAGCGGCCUCCGCCCGCCCCCGCGCCUCGCACGAACCUGCGCCCACCGCGCCCUGCCUCCGUAGCCGUGCCGCCAGCUAUUCUACCUACCAAUGCCCGUAGGGACUCUGUAAAGCGUGCGCGCUCCGUAGACGCGCUGAGCCGCCUCGACACACGGGAAGAGCCCCGGGCACCGUCGCCAUCGCCACCGCCGCCAUUGGCGCCACGCCCGCCACCGCAACCUCGUUCGGCGCGUCCCCCUCGACGACCCACCCCUCUGUUGCGCGAAACUGAACGUCCUCCCCCAGACGUAGUACGUUCGACAUUACGAAAGUUCGAAAGUGCACCGACGCGCCGCGCUGCCCCUGCCGCUCGCGUGUCUGCAGUUCUUCGAGGUUUUGAAGGGCCACGAACUUCCACACCAGAACCUCGCGAAUCAUCAGACGCUCCACCGCUAAGCCCCCGAACACCUAGUCCAUUGCCGCCGGCCGAACCCUUGUCUCCCGUGCCGGUAGCUAUCACUAAUGAAGAGACGGAGAGUUCUCCAGAAGCCGUCAGCUCGCGGCAAGUGUCCAGGGCUGCGCUGGAUGGCAUAGCUCGCGCCGGCUCCACUGUGCGCUACGCAUUCGAAGCUCCUCGUGCGGCCUCACACUUGCCCCCACUAGCGGCCACCAAUCAAGUUCUAGUGGGGCGAGCGCGACGAGUCGGUGUAAUCCGCCCCAUGCCGGCACGUGCCACCGACUCCACCGCCGAUGAACCUGUCGAAGAGGCAGAUGAAAAGAAUUCCGAGCAGGCCACAAGACUUGCGUCUCCCUCCCCGACGCCGGCGGCUGAGUGCGAAAUAAAUUCGCCCGGUCGAUCUGAAAGAAGAGAACCUCCACCCGCAGCUCUGGUAGAACCGAUCCCGCGGUCGCCGGUCGAGGCAGUCCGCUCGCCGACCCCGGCCGCACCGCUCUCGGUGGAGCGCAGCCCCAGCCCGGAGCCAAAGCCUAGAGAUGUGUCGGAGUCGGUCGUCUCGCCGCUUGUGAACGGCCACGGGAUCUCUGAGCGUUCAGUAGACUCCAAACCAGGUGUGUCACGUAUCGGCGCGGCGGGCAUUGAGCGCGCGUGGAGCGGCUCGGCGGACAAGAAGCCGGAGAGCGCGGGCGGCGGCGCGGCGUGGGCGCGCGGCGGCGGCGCGGCGCGGCGCGCGCGCGGGCCCGCGCCCGCCUGCACCUCGGUCGUGUUCAACUUCUCCAACCGCAAGGAGGUGCCCGACUACAUCGAGAACGACGGCAUCAUCCUGCGCGCCUCCAGGAGAAACAGGAUCAAGCCGGGCGAGCCGGGCGUGGUGGUGCUGCGGCCGGAGGCGCUGGCGCGCGACUCCGACUCGGAGACGGAGCCGGACGGCGGGCCGCCCUCGCCGUGCGCCGUGCGCUUCGUCAACGACAACGUGCUCAUCGGCGGCCGCUCCUCCAUGCCCGCCAGGCCCAACAAGGACCGCAUCGCUAAGCUGAAGCUGCAGUUCGACGACUCGCUGACGCGCACGUUCGAGUACCCGUCGGAGACUUCGCUGUGCGAGGCGGCGCCGGGCGACGCGCCGCAGCCGGCCGCGGCGCCGCAGCUGGCCGAGUCGCCGCUGCACGCGCCGCUCGCCGCCAACACGCACAUCUCGUCGGCGGCACUGUCGCGCUACACGCCGCACAAGACGGCGGGCGCCGCCUUCCAGCUCGGCGUGACCCGGCGCGCGGAGGGCGAGGCGCGCGAGGCGGGCGAGGAGCCGGCGGAGGCGGAGGCGGAGGCGGAGGCGGGCGACGCGCGGCCGUGCGGCGCGGACGCGCGCUCGUGGAGCGAGGCGCGGACUCACGCCACGGACCUGCUGUUCUAGUCACACGUCGCAGGUCGUCGAGACUCCGGAUGGCAGAGACACGAGAGCGACGGCUCCGGCGCUGCAGCCUGCUCAAGUACUUCGCGUAGGUUAACGUGCAUCGAGUCAUAUCCGUAGGUGCCUGUCGAUACAUUGCUGUCGACCUACAACACGUUAUCACUGGUAACCACGCCCGACUGAUUAGCUGAUAACGACAACGCAACUUUUGACAUUUGGAAGCAUUUAAAUAUAAUUAUGUAUUUUAAUAUAAUAGGGUGUAGAUAUAAUUAGUUGAUACUAAGUCUAUGAGGGUGCAUAGACAAUUAUAGAAGCUGUGAGGCGUGACCGCGGGCUGCGCGGCUCGCCCUUGUAUUGUGAUCGCGCUCUACUCAUUCCAUGGCAUUCCUAAUUUGUACUGUAACAGUCUUUUAUUGACAAUUUUAUAAAAAUUUACAACAUUUAACUGAAUUGUUAUGACAAACAAACUUAAUGUAUAAUUGAAACAAAAGGCGUAUAUUUUUAUAGUAUUUCUUAUGGUAUAUUAUAAUGAAUGAAUAAUGAUACAAAAUGUGUUUAGAUUCCUUUAGUUAGUGAGUAUUAUUGUAACCGACAUCGAUAGCUAGGAGCUGUGCGGUGCCGCAGCACCGCAGCACCGCCGGCCGACACGUACUGGCCACGUUGUCACAGUGUCAUAAUUAUAUAAUAUUGUUUGUAACGCUUGCGCUGACCGCGGCGCAAGCGCAGGCCGCCCGGCCGACACUUGCCAAUGCCUAGUUAUAUCGUACUUUAUGCAUAUUAUGACAUUUAGGUGAUUCUUCAAUGUAGUAGUUUUAACUGAUAUGUACUAAUGCAAUAUAUUGCGAUUAUUCUUUGUAAGUAAACUCAGGUGCGCACCGGUGAGAUCUUGAUAGUGAUUUAUAAGGAACGUGUACAAAAGAAGUUAUAAUAUGUAAUCAUUACUAGUAGUCGAUAGAUGCCGAUGGUAGACGCUGCAGCCGGCGGACAGCCGGGCCGCGCUAUCGCAUCCUAUUAUACCCAACAUGUAAACAUUCUGAUUUGCAAUAAAACAUGGAACCGACUCAAA
This is a messenger RNA of Helicoverpa zea (corn earworm), 4262 nucleotides long. RefSeq names its product formin-like protein 5 (gene bif). The record is from RefSeq and is a predicted model, not a curated record. Gene Ontology annotation, biological process: neuronal signal transduction; chemotaxis. Lineage: Eukaryota; Metazoa; Arthropoda; Insecta; Lepidoptera; Noctuidae. Bases 1052 to 3199 code for a protein of 715 amino acids. Gene Ontology annotation, cellular component: nuclear membrane; rough endoplasmic reticulum membrane. Gene Ontology annotation, molecular function: microtubule binding. The transcript is spliced from 7 exons.